This is a messenger RNA of Protopolystoma xenopodis, 435 nucleotides long. NCBI's taxonomy places the organism in Eukaryota, Metazoa, Platyhelminthes, Monogenea, Polystomatidea, Polystomatidae. The record is from the annotation of a GenBank genome assembly.
AUGGAAGAAUCCAGUACUUCAGGUUCAUCUGCCAUUAAUGCCGACUUGCUGACUGGCAUCGACAACAAUUCUGAUAAAGAUGCAAACCAUGGACAAGCUAUCUCCAAACCGUCUGCUCUCAGCUCCCCUCUUAUCCUUGGACCACAUGCAGACGCACAUUAUACUGUAUUUCGCCACUCACAUCCCUCUCUUCUUUCCUCUGAAUUACCUACUUCCUGUCCCAACGUACAUCCUCACAUGUCCUCUACCUAUCAGAAUGUCGUACUGCCUCAUUCUUCAAUCUCACACAAAACGGAAUCCGAAACCACUACGUGCAAACUCCCAACUUCUACUCAUAUUUCAUCAUCGUCAUCACCUUUGCCAUCAUCCCUACUUUCACUUCCUAUGUCUUCCCUGAAAUUCGGAUGUGUCCCGCACGAGAAUUGCCUGAUGUAA